CGUGUUGCUAGUGUAACAAUAAGCAAGCGAGCGGGAUAGUAGGAGGGAUAGGAAGUGUGUCCCCGCCCCGCUGUGUCCUGUCAAGUCUGCCGCGUAUCUAGGGAGGAGAGAGGCGAUACCUCAGCGCUGCUACACAUCCCGGCACUGGCCUAUGUUCUGCAUGAAGACAUAGCCAUGGAGCUGAGGGGAGAAGUCCAUCUGUUGGUGUGGGUGGCGGCGGCCGUGGUGCUGCUGACCCUGCUGGCGCUCUCGAUUCUGCCUGCCCUGCAGGACUACGUGCGCAAAUGGAAACUUAUGAAACCAAUCCCGGGCCCCGGUCCCAAUUACCCGAUAGUGGGGGACGCGCUGUUCCUGAAGCCCAACGGGGGAGAUUUCUUCCUGCAAAUGUGUGAAUUCACAGAGAGCUUUAGAUCGGAACCACUUAUAAAAAUUUGGAUUGGGCCAAUUCCUUUUAUAAUAGUCUACCAUGCAGAUACUGUGGAGCCUAUUCUGAGCACAUCCAAACAUAUGGACAAGGCCUAUUCCUAUAAAUUUCUUCAUCCUUGGCUUGGCAAAGGACUGCUAACAAGUACAGGGGAAAAGUGGCGAUCAAGAAGAAAGAUGAUAACUCCAACCUUUCAUUUUGCAAUUCUCUCUGAGUUUUUGGAAGUCAUGAAUGAACAAUCCAAGAUAUUAGUGGAGAAGCUCCAAAAGCAUGUUGAUGGGGAGUCGUUUAAUUGCUUUAUGGAUGUGACGCUUUGUGCAUUGGACAUCAUAUCAGAAACAGCCAUGGGAAGGAAAAUACAAGCACAAAGCAAUAGAGAUUCUGAAUAUGUUCAUGCUAUAUACAAGAUGAGUGAUAUUAUUCAGCGCAGACAGAAAAUGCCAUGGUUAUGGCUUGACUUUUUUUAUGCAUAUUUGAAAGAUGGAAAGGAGCAUGAUAAAAACCUAAAAAUCCUUCAUGCCUUUACUGAUAAGGCUAUUCUAGAAAGAGCAGAAGAGCUCAAGAAAAUGGGAGAACAAAAAAAAGAACAUUGUGAUAGUGAUCCUGAGUCAGACAAGCCCAAGAAAAGAAGUGCAUUUCUAGAUAUGCUUCUAAUGGCAACAGAUGAUGCGGGCAAUAAAAUGAGCUACAUGGAUAUCCGUGAGGAAGUUGAUACCUUCAUGUUUGAGGGUCAUGAUACGACAGCUGCAGCCCUAAACUGGUCUUUGUUUUUACUUGGCUCACACCCAGAGGCUCAGAGACAAGUGCAUAAAGAGCUGGAUGAAGUUUUUGGUAAAUCUGACCGUCCUGUCACAAUGGAUGAUCUAAAGAAGUUGCGCUAUCUUGAAGCUGUAAUUAAAGAAGCACUUCGAAUAUACCCUUCUGUCCCGUUCUUUGCUCGAACCGUUACAGAAGACUGCAGCAUCCGAGGGUUUCAUGUGCCAAAAGGAGUGAAUGUUGUCAUUAUUCCUUAUGCACUGCAUCGUGAUCCAGAAUAUUUUCCUGAACCAGAAGAAUUCAGGCCGGAAAGGUUCUUUCCUGAAAAUGCAAGUGGGCGCAAUCCUUAUGCCUAUAUUCCCUUUUCAGCUGGACUCAGAAACUGCAUUGGUCAGCGUUUUGCUCUUAUGGAAGAAAAAGUUGUCUUAUCCUCUAUACUUAGAAAUUACUGGGUAGAGGCGAGUCAGAAACGUGAGGAUCUUUGCCUUCUAGGAGAUCUCAUUCUCCGCCCCCAAGAUGGCAUGUGGAUUAAGCUGAAGAACAGAGAAACUGCCCCUACUGCCUGAAACACAUAAACAUUGAAUUCAUAAUUCUGGGGUACCAAUGAAUACUGGUUAUUACUUAUAAUUGCUCAUCAUUUAAUUCUAUGUUUAUACAUAUAUCACAAAAUAUAGAAUUAUUACCAGAUAUUGAAUGUAAAUGAGAUUUAAAAUGUACCAUUGGAAGUAUCUAAAUUUAAAUUGCAUUGAAUGUAUAGAAAGAAGUAAUUUUUCUUUGCUUUUAGAAGCCUUUGUUGAUUUAUUCAGAGUAUGUUUAACUCUGUUGUACCUGUUGUAGAUGCUAUUUUUAUGUAGGUAACAUAUAUUAUCCUAACAUUGCCAUGAGAUGCCGGUUUUACAGAUGGAACAGGAUUUAUUGAUACAUUAUUGAUACUUUAUGCACAUAGCACACCAUUCAUCUCUUUGAGAAGAUGCUAUAUUAAAGUCUCCUUUAAUUGCAGUUACAUGUUAUACUUCAGUAUAAACGCAACGGGGCGGAGGGGGGUGCCAGGUACGUGCCUCCCUCUUGUCUGGAGCUUUCUCUCCCACUGCCCACAUGUUGUCUACCUCCCCUAGGGCACAUGGCUGGCUUCGCCCUGCACGGAUGCAUCCCCUCAAUGUUAAACCAUAACCUAGCACCCUACUGACAGGUUUUGGCCAUGUAGUGGGUAACUAUUACUACACUUGCUUUAGAUGUCUACACUGUUUUGUUGGCAUUGUUAGUUGAUAGGAAUAACUUAUACAGAUACUGUAACCCAAUGUAUCCUACAUCAACAAAGUCUGAGCGCCCUGGUGUAAUACUUUUUUCAAAUGUGUAAGAUAUAUUGGAAAUUCUGUGUUUCGUGCCCUCUAUGAAGGCACUCAGCCUGUAUUUAACAUAUAUUGUUAUAUCCUUAUAAUGUGCAGGGUAACAUGUCCAAUAUACAAAGAGACAAGAGGAUAAUGUAGGACUGCAGCCUAUCUUUUUUUAAACCUGGUGUGGCAGUGAUUUAUUUAAUUUCAGUACUUUGUUAAUUUUACACUGGGAAAUAUGCUAAACUAAAGUGACUUUAUAGAGCCAGCAAGGGAGCUACUCAGUCUCUGCUACAAGCUACUUAAAGGGGACCUGUCACCCACACAUAAAAAGCUGUAUAAUAAAAGUCCUUUGUAAAUUA
Messenger RNA from Xenopus tropicalis (tropical clawed frog), 2873 nucleotides. It is a transcript of the gene cyp4v2, whose product is annotated as cytochrome P450 family 4 subfamily V member 2, gene 1. Lineage: Eukaryota; Metazoa; Chordata; Amphibia; Anura; Pipidae. The transcript is spliced from 11 exons. Gene Ontology annotation, molecular function: oxidoreductase activity, acting on paired donors, with incorporation or reduction of molecular oxygen; iron ion binding; monooxygenase activity. The record is from RefSeq and is a predicted model, not a curated record. Bases 175 to 1746 code for a protein of 523 amino acids. Gene Ontology annotation, cellular component: endoplasmic reticulum membrane.